Molecule: messenger RNA, 1550 nt
Organism: Aricia agestis (brown argus)
Lineage: Eukaryota; Metazoa; Arthropoda; Insecta; Lepidoptera; Lycaenidae
Product: CD63 antigen-like
Exons: 6
Coding region: 127-840 (237 amino acids)
Cellular component (GO): membrane
Source: RefSeq, a predicted model, not a curated record
UAUUUUUAUUAGUCGUUUUCGUCCCUCCGUCAGUGAAAGGCUGUGUCGCUGUAACCGAAUCGUACAAAUUAUACCGCGAGUGACCUCAGCUUGUGUUGUGUGUGACUUUAUCGCUGUGCAUUCAAAAUGGGGUGUGGAACGAGUUUUGUGAAAUAUGUGCUGUUUUUCUUCAACCUGGUUGUCGCGUUGGGUGGUCUCGCGAUCGUCGGUAUCGGCGUGGCCGUGCUGCUACAAUGGUCGGUGAUGGUCACCGAACUCAAACACUACCUCACCGUCGCCCCGUGGGUUUUCAUCAUCAUCGGAGCUGUUAUGUUCGUCAUCGCCUUCUUCGGAUGCUGCGGAGCGAUACGGGAGAGCCACUGCAUGGUUGUCACGUACGCUAUCUUCCUGCUAGUGGUGAUCAUCGUGCAAGUGGUCCUCGGUGUUCUUCUGUUCACAUACUCCGACUCCAUCAAGACCAGUCUCGUCAAGGUGGUAGAUUCGACCUACGACAAGCGAUCGACCGACACCGCGUAUGCGACCAUCUUCAACAAUAUCCAACAGCAGCUGGUCUGCUGCGGUAAAUACGGCGCGGCUGACUACGGCAUCGGCACCCUCAACCUGGACAAGUCCUGCUGCUCCAACCCCGGUGCUGUCAGCAAGCUCAUCGGUGGCCAGUGCACCAUCGCCGACGCCAACGACGUCGGCUGCAGCACCCGCGUCGCUGAUCUCUACGAGAAGUGGAACAAGACCAUCGCUGGUGUUGCUAUUGGUGUGGCGUGUGUUGAGGUUGUAGGCGCCCUCUUCGCCCUGUGCCUAGCCAACUCCAUAAGGAACAUGGACAGAAGGUCUCGCUACUAAUAUUUUGUACAUUAGAACUGGUACGCUUGAAAGGAGAGCUUGACGAAACAUUGAAAAAAAUAUUCGACAAAAAUAUUAUUACGACACAAUACCUUUAUUUGUACAAUUUUAAAUAAGUUUGUUAUUCUUACUUUUGCCCCACCUUUAAAAGUUGUUCGAAUUUCGAAGUUGUUACCAAUUACCAUAUUCAAAAUCAUUUAAAUAAUCGCUAGCAUAGCAUUCAUCUCGUUUUGGCUACAAUCGAUUUAAGAUAUUUAUCGUUAGUGGUAUAAUGAAUAUAAUUAUAAAUAUAUUUGAUUAUUUACCUCAGUAUAAUUUUUUGAAUUGACAGUGCGUGGAACAUGCGUUAGUUUCCUAAGUUUCCUUUUCUUGUUAAAGAUAAUUCUUUUAUAAUUGAAUUAUUACUUACUUUUAAGUUAGGUAAGCAUCCCUUUGUAAUGUUACAAUAUUGAAGGUUAUAUAUAUUGUAUUUUUUUAAACUUAAAGUUUGUACGUCCAAUUUACACUUUAAUAAAGUUGAUACUAUGUACGGUAUGCAUUUCUAUUCUACUUUUAUAGUUCACUCGAUGCUCGAUGUAUAUAAAUGUUAUUCUUAUAUUGGGAACAAGAAGUGUCUGUUUAUUGUAUUUUGAAUCUCUUGUGCAUUUCGAAGUAUCUGCUUUUGUGAAUGAUACAUUGAUGGUAUGAAUAAAUUAUUAUAUUUCAACAAA